CCAUGAGUAUAGGGUUCCAUUCAUGUCUCAUAUUACAUCCAUGUUUUAUUUUUAUGUAAAAGCAAGUCUUCACGUAGUAGAAUUAUUUAAAAGUAAGAAGUAAUUAUUUUUUAUUUCGUAAAUAUAAGUGUAAAUAUGCCGUAUUGUGUGGUUUACGGUUGCAAUAGCAAUUCUCAAUGUGACAAAAAUAUAUAUUGGUUUACUUUUCCGAAAGAUUCUCAGAGAAAUCGUGCUUGGGUUCACUAUUGUAAACGACAGGAUUUUACACCGUCUAAGCACAGCAGAAUUUGUUCUAAACAUUUUACCCUAAAUCAGUAUAGCAGGCACCCUGAAAGACUUUCAGAAUUGGGAUAUCCGGGUGCAAAGGCAGCUCUAAAAGAUGACGCCAUGCCCGACAUUCCUGUAGUUGUAGAUGCAGAAAAAGGACCAUCUUCUCCUAAAAAGCCUAGGUCGGCCUUCGAAAAAAGACAGAAACGUCAGGUUCUUCAAGAGGCCUUUAAUGAAUCAUUAGAUAAGUCCGUUGACUCCAUUGACACUGAAACUGAAUCGCCACCCGCACCUGACAGUAUGGAGAUUCAGGAAGAGGUAGAAAUUCCGGUAGAUAUACCAAAAACAUUUGUGUCAAAAUCUUUUAACACCGAUUACACAAACAUGAAAAUACAGAAAAAUCAAACAGAUCCCAUUCCGCAGAGAACUAGAAGAAACCAAACAUUAAAACCCAAGAGAAAGUCUAAAGGCAUUCAGUGUAACCCUUCAGAUAUUGAUUCAGCAAGUAAAGUCGCCACAUCGAAGACAAGAACGAUAAUCGGAAAAAUUACAAGCAGUAGCCUUGCACCGGCAGCGACCGAACAAAACAAGGAUGACAAUGAUGAGAUUGAUGAUGAUGAAGAUGAUGUAGAUGCAUAUGAUAAUGAUCCGGAUUAUAUUUAUAACGAGUCCGAGGAAGAAGAUGGAGACGAUGAGUAUGGAUCUGACGAUGAGGAAGAAACAAGCAAUUACAGAAUGGAAGAAUGUAAUGAUCCAGUUGAAGAAAAGUAUUACAUGGUCUCUGAAACAGCACUAUUUCAGUUACUAUCAGUAUGUAGAGAGUGUAACAAUCGAUGCAUUCCAAUUAUUGAAUUCAGUAGAGGGACAAUGAUAUCUACAUCUUCUGUAUGUGCUUUUGGACACGUCUACAAGUGGAAAUCCCAAAACUGUCAUGAAAGACUACCAUGGGGAAAUCUUUUGCUUGCAAGUGCCAUAAUGUUUAGCGGGAAUAAUACAGCCAAGAUUGUAAGACUGUUUGAUCAAAUGAAACUGAAAGGCAUUAUUAGUGAACGCUCGGUUAGAAGACUGCAAACAGCAUACACAUCAUGUGCAGUUAUCUAUGAAUUCGACUCCCAGCAAGCAGAUCUAAUAGCUUCCUUGCAAGGUCCAGAUAAACAAGUAGUACUUGGUGGCGACGGAAGGUGCGACAGUCCUGGUUAUAGUGCUAAAUAUGGCAGUUACACUCUGAUGGACUUGAACACAAAUAAAAUAUUGGACAUUCAGCUUGUUCAGUCCAAUGAAGUUAAGGGGUCAACCCAUAUGGAAUUGGAAGGACUUAAGAGGGGUUUAUCCCUUCUUAUAGACACUAACCAUAUUGAAGUCUCAACACUUGUCACAGAUAGACAUGUUAUGAUUAAGAAGUUCAUGAAGGACAACCAUCCAGAAAUAAAUCAUUAUUUCGAUGUAUGGCAUAUAGCAAAAGGAAUAUCAAAAAAGUUGGAAACCAGAGCCAAAAAAAAAAGACACAGGAGACAUAAGACCAUGGAUAAAGAGCAUUGUUAACCAUACAUAUUGGGUGGCUGCAUCAAGUGGGGAAGAUCAGAACGAAAAAAUACACAAAUGGACAUCAAUUUCAAACCACAUCAUGAAUAAACAUGUCCAUGAGUCUGAUGUAUUUCCGCAAUGUAUUCAUGG
Messenger RNA from Mytilus trossulus (common blue mussel), 1941 nucleotides. RefSeq lists its product as uncharacterized. Bases 136 to 1809 code for a protein of 557 amino acids. The record is from RefSeq and is a predicted model, not a curated record. The transcript is spliced from 5 exons. NCBI's taxonomy places the organism in Eukaryota, Metazoa, Mollusca, Bivalvia, Mytilida, Mytilidae.